This is a messenger RNA of Linum trigynum, 1458 nucleotides long. The record is from the annotation of a GenBank genome assembly. Lineage: Eukaryota; Viridiplantae; Streptophyta; Magnoliopsida; Malpighiales; Linaceae.
AUGAGCAACAAGAGAGGUCGAGCCUGUGUGGUUGUGUUGGGUGAUAUUGGCCGCAGUCCUAGAAUGCAAUAUCAUGCCCUUUCUCUAGCUAACCAGGCAAAUCUUGAAGUUGACAUUGUUGGAUAUGGAGGAUCUGUGCCACAUGCUGCAGUAGUGGAGCACAAGUCUAUCCAUGUCCACAACAUGAAACCUAUACUUCUUCAGGGCCUGCCAAAGGUCCUUAAACCUUUGGUUCUUCUACUAAAGCCAUUGAUUCAGUUUCUUAUGUUGCUUUGGUAUCUCUGCAUCAAAAUUGUAAGACCUGAUGUUUUCCUGGUUCAGAAUCCACCAUCCGUACCAACCUUGAUGGCAGUGAAAUGGGCAAGCUGGUUUCAGAAUUCUUCAUUCAUAAUUGACUGGCACAACUUUGGAUACACAUUGAUGGCUCUCUCUGUGGGAAGAAAUAGUCGAUUUGUUGCAGUAUAUCAUUGGUUUGAGCAGCAUUUUGGUAAGAUGGCUAUUGAUUCCCUGUGUGUAACAAAGGCAAUGCAACAUGAAUUAGCUCAGAACUGGGGAAUUAAUGCCACAGUUCUAUAUGAUAAGCCUCCAGAAUUUUUUCAUCCUACUCCAAUCGAAGAAAAACACAAGUUGUUUUGCAGGCUAGGUAAAAGUAUCACUCAGCCUCCUAGCAUCCGAGAUUGUGUUAGCUUUGAAAGUUUAUUAUUAGAAGACCAAGGUGUAAAGGAAACUCUAUUUACCACGAUGACUGAUGGUCAUGUUUUUCUUAAACCAUAUCGACCGGCACUUGUUGUUAGCAGUACAAGCUGGACACCUGAUGAAGAUUUUGGCAUUCUGUUGGAAGCUGCUGUUAUGUAUGACAGACGAGUUACUGCAAUCUUGAAUGAAGAUGAUGGUCUUGAUGAAGAGGUUCUUUGGAAAGAGAUGGCUCAAGGAAAGAAGACUUUGUACCCUAGGCUACUGUUUGUUAUUACAGGUAAAGGGCCGGAGAAGGAACAGUAUGAAGAGAAGAUAAAGCGCUUGCGGCUGAAGCAUGUUGCAUUUCGUACAAUGUGGUUGUCAGCUGAGGACUAUCCUCUGCUUCUAGGUUCUGCUGAUCUUGGUGUGUGCUUGCACACUUCAUCUUCGGGAUUGGAUCUUCCAAUGAAGGUUGUAGAUAUGUUUGGUUGUGGGCUGCCUGUGUGUGCCGCUGCCUACUCUUGCAUCCAUGAAUUGGUGGAAGUUGGCAAAAAUGGACUCCUCUUUUCAUCAUCUUCUGAGCUAGCAGAUCAACUUCUGAUGUUGUUUGAGGGAUUUCCUGACAACUGCAAUACAUUGGCUUCGCUGAGAAAUGGGGCAUCAGAAGCAGGGGACUCAAGGUGGAUUUCUGAAUGGGAGGAACAUGCAAAGCCAUUAAUACAUCAGGCAAGUCUCCGUCUGAGUAAAUUUGCUCUUCUAAUGCAUCGUGUCUCCACUGCAUGA